AAGAAAAAUCCGAAACAGAGAAUAUAAGAGAGAGUGCUCUGUUUUUAUUUUUUUGGUGGGUUUUCUUACAAUUUUGCAAUCGAAUUCGAACCAAUCAUCACUAAUAAAAAUAGUUUUCAUUUUCAUUUAUUGAGUAUUGAAUUUGAGCUUUGUGUUAGGAAGAAUCUAAUCUUGGGCGAGAAGGCUCCUUUUUGAAUUUAGAAAAAGAAAAUUCGAAUCUUCAAUGGCGAAUCUCUACGUGAAGGCGGUGCCACCCCCGGAUCUGAACCGGAAUACGGAGUGGUUCACGUACCCAGGUGUAUGGACCUCUUAUAUCCUCAUCCUCUUCUUCGCCUGGCUUAUUGUUCUCUCCAUCAUCGGCUGCUCUCCUGGCAUGGCUUGGACCAUUGUCAAUCUUGGUCACUUCCUUGUCACAUAUCACUUUUUUCACUGGAAGAAAGGAACUCCGUUUCCUGAUGACCAGGGGAUUUACAAUGGAUUGACUUGGUGGGAGCAAAUAGAUAGUGGAAAGCAGCUCACACGCAACAGGAAGUUUUUAACUGUUGUCCCUGUGGUGUUGUACCUGAUUGCUUCACACACAACAGACUAUCAACAUCCAAUGCUCUUCCUCAACACCAUUGCGGUGGUUAUACUAGUCAUAGCAAAGUUCCCUAAUAUGCACAAGGUUCGGAUCUUUGGAAUCAAUGCAGAUAAGUGAGUUUAGCUUGCACAAGGCAUAAAUACUCUGUUUGAUUGUGGUUCUAUCUUUCUUUGGUUCUGGUAGAAGAAUAUCCACAACUUUGUAUAGAAGUUUGAACAUGAAGGAUAUCCACAAACAUGUACUCUUCCUUCUUUUCAAGAUAUAUCUCCCUAGUUGAUGAAAGAAUAAUUGUAUCGAAUUAUCUUUUGUACAGUAGAGAAGUUAUAUGUUUCUUGAGUA
Humulus lupulus (European hop) is the source of this 919-nucleotide messenger RNA. RefSeq lists its product as uncharacterized. The record is from RefSeq and is a predicted model, not a curated record. Gene Ontology annotation, biological process: negative regulation of ceramide biosynthetic process; ceramide metabolic process; intracellular sphingolipid homeostasis. The transcript is spliced from 3 exons. Lineage: Eukaryota; Viridiplantae; Streptophyta; Magnoliopsida; Rosales; Cannabaceae. Bases 224 to 697 code for a protein of 157 amino acids. Gene Ontology annotation, cellular component: endoplasmic reticulum membrane.